This is a messenger RNA of Drosophila ananassae, 1892 nucleotides long. RefSeq lists its product as uncharacterized. The record is from RefSeq and is a predicted model, not a curated record. Lineage: Eukaryota; Metazoa; Arthropoda; Insecta; Diptera; Drosophilidae. The transcript has a single exon. The coding region runs from base 3 to 1892 and encodes 629 amino acids.
AAAUGCAACAUGGAAAUGGCAUGACAGCCAACAGUGUUCCGAAUGUGACAAAAACUGCAAGUCCUCUGCAAUUGGUCAACAGUUUUAGGAUGGCUUCACACGGGCUUAUAAUUAUAGUUAUACUUUGCUGCCUGGAUCAGUCGAAGGCAUUUCUUUUCAAUAUGACAAACUCCAGGGAACUUGAAACGGAGGAAAGAUUGGUGCUUUUACUGCAACGUCUUCGCCUGGAGGAAGACUUCAAUACCGUGCUCGUCUACGGAAAGGAUUGCAUAUUUCACUCUCUGCUAGAGCCCUUAAAGAUACCUUCGGUGAUAGUUGCUUCAAGUAGCUUUAACUUUGAUUGGAAUUUUAGUAGCUCCACACUCAUACUAACCUGUGAAGCAGCUGGGGAAAUCGGGGAAAGUCAGCAAACUCUACAAAAGCUACAAAGGAGCAGGCACCUUGUUUCAAUAGCGCAGGAAACACAUCCGGAAUCUGUUUGCAGGGACUAUAACUUCAAGGAGCAGUUCAAUGUAGCCAUGGUAAUGCCAGACUUCUAUCAAACGGAUGUCAUAUAUUCUUGUCGUUUCUUUCAAACACCAAACUACGAGGCAAUUAACUUCUUCGAAAACAAACCCAUCUACAUCGAGAACUUUCGGAACAUGAAAGGAUCUAGUAUAAAAUCCGUUGCUGACCCAAUUCCACCUAGAACUAUAACAUAUGUAGACCCAAACACCAACCAGUUGAAGAUGAUGGGUUACUUAUCACAUUUGUUGACUACCUACUGCGAGAAACUAAACGCCAGCCUGGAAUUCAUUGAUAUCUCCAAGAUGGGCUUGAAGAAAGCUAGCGUACAGGAUAUUGCAAGGAUGGCAGUUGAGGGUGUGCUCGACAUUGCCAAUGGAGUGGGCAGCUCCUUGCAGCACUCAACGAUGGACACCAUAUCCUAUCCGUAUCUGCUGACCAGCUACUGCCUGAUGGUACCCAAACCAGCCAAUGUGCCCUUCAAUCUGGUCUACUCAAUGAUAGUGGAUCCUGUGGUGCUCUGUAUAAUUCUUGCCUUGUUUUGGAUAUUCUCCGUUCUGCUAAUCUAUACCCAAAACUUAUCCUGGCGGGCCCUGAAUGUGUCCAAUCUCCUCUUCAACGACAAAAGCUUGCGAGGCCUUCUGGGCCAAUCAUUUCCACUUCGCACCAAUCCAAAUAAACACCUGAAGCUGGUAAUAUUCCUUCUUUGCUUUGCCAGCGUAAUGAUAACCACUAUGUACGAGUCCUACUUGCAAUCCUUUUUCGCCAGGCCACCGUCUGAGCCGUUUAUUCGCGACUUCCCGGAUAUAGCUAACUUCUCACACAUCAUGUCCAUCAGCAGAAUUGAGGCAAACAUCCUGAUAGGCUCCAAAAAUGUUCAUUUCAGUGAAAUAAGCAAGAAUCAACUAGUCAUAUAUGACAAUUGGACCGAAUACCUUAGCCUGCGGGACUCCUUGAAAACAAAUUUUAUAUUUCCUGUGACGAUUGAUCGAUGGGAGUGCUUCGAGGAGCAGCAAAAGCUAUUCGAAAAGCCAACAUACUACUUGGCCCUCAACCUCUGCUUCACCCAGUUUAUGUUUUUCAGUAUUCCGCUAAGAAAGUACCUGCCACAUCGCCAUCUCUUCGAGGACCACAUAUUGCGGCAACAUGAGUUCGGCUUGGUGAAGUUCUGGAAGGCCAGGAGCUAUUUUGAAAUGGUGGAAGUGGGCCUAGCUUCCCUCAAUGACUUGAGCCAGAAAAAGAAACCACAGAGUCUAUUGUUGGAGGACAUUUCCCGGAUUCUCAAAGUUUAUGCAGGCGCUAUUCUGAUAAGUAUUUGUUUCUUUAUACUGGAGAUUUUGGAAUACGGAAGAAUAUUCAAGCGUAUCUGUCAAUAUGGCAGAAGGUAA